Molecule: messenger RNA, 6163 nt
Organism: Sphaeramia orbicularis (orbiculate cardinalfish)
Lineage: Eukaryota; Metazoa; Chordata; Actinopteri; Kurtiformes; Apogonidae
Gene: abcc6a
Product: ATP-binding cassette, sub-family C (CFTR/MRP), member 6a
Exons: 31
Coding region: 366-4898 (1510 amino acids)
Biological process (GO): transmembrane transport
Cellular component (GO): membrane
Molecular function (GO): ATP hydrolysis activity; ABC-type transporter activity; ATP binding
Source: RefSeq, a predicted model, not a curated record
CUCAGGGCAGCAGCAGUUCAAACAGCAAGGCAGACAGAAACAGAGUUUCAUUGAGAGAAGAUGUUUUAUUAAAGGGGAGGAAAAGUCACACAGACAUACUCAAACACACACUAAUAAACACACAGCGUGCCACCCAGACAGACAAAUAGAAGUUGGCUAAGCCCAAAAAAAUACUACCACUGACUAAACAGGGGAAAGUCCAGUAAGGACACACAUUCUGUAGUCUUUUUACCUACUUUCACACACGCACACAUACACACACACUCACACACACAGUGCUGGUGCUGAGUGUGUGCUACACAACGUGAGGAGCAGAGCCAUUUGACCCCAAGUGGAGCAUCAGGGAGGAAGGAGCAAGCGGGUGGAUGGAUGCCUUUUGCAGACUCAGUGGCCUGGACCCUCUGUGGGACUGGAACCGAACGUGGUACACAGCCAACCCAGACCUGACUCAGUGCUUCCAAAACACAGUGCUAGUGUGGGUUCCCUGUAUCUAUCUCUGGUUGCUGGCCCCCUUCUACUGCCUUCACCUCUACUGCCAUGAUCAUGGACGCAUCCGCAUGUCCUGCCUCUGCACCGCCAAGAUGGUUUUGGGUUUCAUGCUGGCCUCCUUUGGUUUUGUGGAGUUCUUCUACAUCCUGUUGGAAAGAAGCCAGGAGAUCCAGCAGCACAUGGUCUUCCUGCUCAGCCCCAUCAUACGCAGCAUGACUGUGAUCCUUGCCUUAUGCAUUAUCCAGUUGGAAAGAAUAAGAGGCUGUCGUUCCUCUGUAUUCCUCUUCCUGUUCUGGGUUUUGGCUGUGGUUUGUUCCCUGGUGCCUCUCCGAGCCAAGAUCCAGCUGGCCAUGGAUGAGGGCAUUGCUUCUGAUAUUGUACGAUACCUCGCUUUCUUCUCCUAUUUCACAAUCCAACUGGCCCAGCUUUUCCUGUGUUGUUUUGCUGACCAGCCUCCAGAGGGAAAAACCAUUUUGGAAAAGAAUCCCUGUCCCGUAAAAGAUGCCUCUUUCCUGUCAAAGAUCCUCUUCUGGUGGUUCACUGGGCUUGUUGUGAAAGGAUAUCGAACUCCACUGGCAGCAGAAGACCUGUGGACUUUGCGACAGGAAGAUACGUCACGCAAAAUCAUCUCAGAGUUGCAGGAGGAUUGGACAGCAGAAUGUACAAAACUUCAGAGGCAGGAGAAGGCCUUGGCGUCGGGUGUGGCGCUGGGGAGCAGACUGCCAGACCAAGCUCAGCUCCUCAGGAAGCUGCAGAAGGAGCAGAGCUCUGGCUUCUUCCUCCUCAGAACACUGGCACGCAAGUUUGGCCCAUAUUUCCUCACUGGCACCCUGUGUAUCAUAUUCCACGAUGCUUUUAUGUUCGCCAUCCCCCAGGUUCUGAGCCUUCUUCUGAGUUUUAUGAAAGAUGAAGAUGCUCCACUAUGGAAGGGCUACUUCUAUGCCACUCUCAUGUUCCUGCUUUCCUGUCUCCAGUCCCUCUUCAACCAUCAGUACAUGUACACGUGCUUCACAGUAGGAAUGAGAGUGAAGACAGCUGUUAUGGGCUUGGUUUACAGGAAGUCUUUGGUGAUAAACAGCUCUGCCAGAAGGACUUGCACCGUGGGCGAAAUUGUCAAUCUGGUUUCUGCAGACACCCAGAAACUCAUGGACUUUGUGGUCUACUUCAAUGCUGUGUGGUUGGCUCCCAUUGAAAUUGCUCUUUGUCUCUUCUUCCUUUGGCAGCAUCUUGGCCCAUCUGCUUUGGCAGGAAUCACCACUGUCAUCCUCAUCUUUCCUCUGAACGGGUUCAUAGCAAAGAAAAGAAGCAAACUACAGGAGGUCCAAAUGAAGUUUAUGGAUGGCCGCAUCAGACUGAUGAAUGAGAUCUUAAAUGGAAUAAAGAUCUUGAAGUUUUAUGCGUGGGAGAAGGCCUUCCUGGAGCAAGUUUUAGGCUACAGAGAGAAGGAGCUCAAGGCUUUGAAGAAGUCUCAGAUCCUUUAUUCAAUCUCUAUUGCAUCCUUCAACUCCUCAUCCUUCCUGAUUGCCUUUGCCAUGUUUGGAGUGUACGUCAUGCUCGAUGACAGGAAUGUCCUGGAUGCACAAAAAGUGUUUGUUUCGAUGGCGCUGAUCAACAUCCUGAAGACCCCGCUCAGUCAACUUCCAUUUGCAAUAAGCACAACGAUGCAAGCUAUGGUUUCACUGAGACGCCUGGGAAAGUACCUGUGUGCAGAGGAACUUAAAGUGGACAAUGUCUCAAAGGCUCCAUUGAGUUCUGAUGGGGAAGAUGUGGCAAUAGAGAAUGGCACAUUCAGCUGGUCUGCAGAGAGCCCUCCAUGUCUUAAAAGGAUCAACUUCCAUGUGCCACGGGGCUCCCUCGUUGCUGUGGUUGGGCAUGUGGGCAGUGGAAAGUCGUCUCUUUUGUCUGCCAUGCUCGGGGAAACAGAGAAAAGAAGUGGCAGUGUCACUGUGAAGGGCUCUGUGGCAUAUGUACCACAGCAGGCUUGGAUCCAGAAUGCCACCGUCCAAGACAACAUCAUAUUUGGCCGUGAAAAGCUGAAAACGUGGUACAACCGUGUGCUGGAGGCCUGUGCUCUGCUGCCUGACCUGGACAUUCUACCUGCCGGAGAUUCUACAGAAAUUGGAGAGAAGGGAUUGAACCUCUCAGGCGGACAAAAACAGAGGGUGAGCCUGGCAAGAGCUGUUUACCGAAAGGCUGAUGUGUACCUGCUCGACGAUCCUCUGUCUGCUGUUGAUGCACAUGUGGGUCAACACAUCUUUGACAAAGUCAUCGGACCAAAAGGAGUCCUUAGAGACAAGACCCGAAUCCUGGUGACCCAUGGGAUGAGCUUCCUGCCGCAAGCUGACCUAAUUCUUGUCCUGGUAGACGGAGAAAUCACAGAGAGUGGCUCUUACCAGGAGCUCCUCAGCCGCCAUGGAGCUUUUGCUGACUUUAUCCAUACCUUUGCCAACACAGAGCGAAAAGAAAGUGUCAUACAGAGAGCUGGCUCCAGGAGGUCCAACGCCCGCCUCAGCAUGGUGGAUUUUAUGCCAUUCUCCAGAGACCUGUCACAGGAGCAGCUUAUAGGAGGCGACACCACUAAUACUAACCUGCAGAAUAUGGAGCCUGUGACAGAAACAGACCAGGAACAGGUACCAGAGGAUCUUGGCAAACUAACUCAAAUUGAUAAGGCCUUCACAGGAAGGGUGAAGUUGGAGAUGUACAAGAAGUAUUUCAAGACCAUUGGACUGGCCCUCAUCAUUCCCAUAGUCUUCCUUUAUGGCUUCCAGCAGGGAGCUUCACUGGGCUACAACUACUGGCUUAGCAUAUGGGCUGAUGACCCUGUUGUCAAUGGUACCCAGACUGAUACAGACCUGAAACUGACUGUUUUUGGAGCGCUGGGAUUUGUACAAGGCAUUGCCAUCUUUGGUACAACAGUGGCCAUCUCUAUCUGCGGCAUCAUAGCCUCUCGCCACCUGCACAUGGACCUGCUGAUCAAUGUAUUGCGCUCUCCCAUGUCUUUCUUUGAGAGCACACCAAGCGGUAACCUUCUCAAUCGUUUUGCCAAAGAGAUCGACGCCAUUGACUGCAUGGUCCCUGAUGGUCUCAAGAUGAUGCUGAGCUACGUCUUUAAACUCAUGGAGGUCUGCAUAAUUGUCCUGAUGGCCACACCCUUCGCUGCAGUGAUAAUCCUGCCACUGGCUUUCCUCUACGCCUUUGUCCAGAGCUUCUAUGUUGCCACAUCCUGUCAGCUGCGGAGGUUGGAAGCUGUGAGCCGAUCGCCCAUCUACACUCACUUCAAUGAGACGGUGCAGGGUGCCAGCGUUAUUCGGGCCUUUGGAGAGCAGUCCAGGUUCAUUCUGCAGGCCAACGAGAGAGUUGACUUCAAUCAGACCUCCUACUUUCCCCGAUUUGUGGCCACCCGGUGGCUGGCAGUCAAUCUGGAGUUUGUUGGUAAUGGUGUGGUCCUAGCUGCUGCCAUUCUCUCUGUAAUGGGAAAAAACACCCUGAGCCCAGGCAUCGUGGGAUUGGCGGUGUCACACUCCCUGCAGGUGACUGGAAUCCUGAGUUGGAUUGUGAGAUCUUGGACUGAUGUAGAAAACAACAUUGUUUCUGUUGAAAGAGUCAACGAGUAUGCUGAUACUGCCAAAGAGGCCAGUUGGAGUGUAGAGGGCAGCUCUUUGCCUUUGGCUUGGCCCCAGCAAGGCACUAUUGAGUUCCAAGACUAUGGGCUGCAGUACCGUAAAGGCCUGGAGUUGGCUCUGAAGGGCAUUACCUUGCAGAUUCAUGAGAGAGAAAAAGUUGGAAUUGUGGGCAGGACAGGAGCUGGAAAGUCCUCACUUGCCCUGGGAAUCUUCAGGAUCUUAGAGGCAGCAAAAGGAAAGAUCUUUAUAGAUGGAGUCAACAUUGCUGACAUCGGACUCCAUGACCUCCGUUCACGCAUUACUAUCAUUCCUCAGGACCCUGUGCUGUUUUCAGGCUCCCUCCGGAUGAACCUUGACCCCUUUGAUACCUACACCGACGAGGAGGUGUGGAGUUCACUUGAGCUGGCGCACCUCAAAAAUUUUGUCUCCAAUCUACCCAAUAAGCUCAACUAUGAAUGCUCAGAGGGAGGAGAAAACCUCAGUCUGGGUCAGCGCCAGCUAGUCUGCCUGGCUAGGGCUUUGCUGAGGAAAACCAAGAUCCUGGUUUUGGAUGAAGCGACAGCUGCUGUCGACCUGGAGACUGACACACUCAUCCAGUCAACGAUUCGCACACAAUUUGAGGACUGCACUGUCCUCACCAUCGCUCAUCGCCUUAAUACUAUAAUGGACUACACUAGAGUGAUUGUUAUGGACCGAGGCCACAUCUCUGAAAUGGACUCUCCAGCCAACCUGAUCGCACAACGAGGACAGUUCUACCGAAUGUGUCGGGAAGCUGGGCUGGCCUAGAUCUUUUGGCAGAGCUUUAAACCAUGAAGCUGGUGACCUGGACAACAUUUACUGGACUGUAUAUGUGUGGCUGUCCAACACACGUUAAAUCAACCAUUUCAAGCUUUGUGGCAGCUCAGAACGCCUCUUCAUGAGGGCAUUGCUGAUGAAUCUCAAGAAAAACUGCUGACACGGUCCCAUUUUGUUGCUUAUGACACACACAGACAUGCUGUCCUUUUUCAGGAAAAGACUAUUUUCAUCUCAGCUGAUGAACACUUACGAGAAAUUUACAGCAGACUGUUGAGAUACUGCAAGCUUUAAAUAUUGUAUAUAGAGUAGUGGAGUCUGUUUAUUCCAUGAAAAGAUUAAGCCAAAGGCUGGAAUGAAAGUGCACCACAAAUGUUAAUGAUUUUCAUUCUCUUUUUGAAUGGCAAUUAUACUAUUUUUGUAGUUUUUGUAAGUGUUAUAAAGCACAUGACAUAUUUUUUGAUGUUGUCUCAGGCUUUAAUGUUGAUGUUUACUCAGUUUUUUAAGCCUUGUAUACCAAAAAAAGCAAUAUUUUAAAUUGUUUUGAAUCAAUUUGUUUUCUUGUCCCAGAAACUGGGACAGGAAAGUGACAGACUGACACACUAACCUUCAAAAGGGUCACCCUGGCAAACGCAGGGGAAGUGAGGUUUUCGCAGCCUUCAAAAUCUGAGCUUGAAUAAGCCAAUUUGGAGUUUUAUAUGUCAGGGAAAAAACAAUGAAGUGAGCCAAGGCAUUAGAAACUGUCCAACUAUGUUGUGGCUGAUGUUUAUUUCUGUCAAAGUAAACACAUAAAGAAGUCAAUAGAGACCUUGCUGGUCAGAUUUAACCUGAUGCCGGUAGUGAAAACCACCAUGAAUGAAGAGAAUUCUUCUUCAAAACAAUGGUGAUAAAUCUCUGUGUGAUUGUCUCUCUGCCAUCACCACACAACUCAGGCCAUACAUAUACACAGAGAAAAAAAAAUCUGGUGGUGACAUGACAAAGUAAAUUGUCCGUGUCGACCUUUGGUCUUUAACCCUAUGAACUUUUAAAAAAAGAGGCAUUCACUGUUUUUGUCUUACUGGUUUAGACAAUAUAUUUAGAGAAACCCUAAAGUUUAUUUAUGUCAAUCAAAAAAAUGUAUUAAGUGUCCUUAAAAUCCUGAGGAUUGUAUUAUAUUUAUACUUUUUAUAACAAGCUUGUUCAUUUUUCACUGACCAUUUACUGUUUAUGUACUGUCAUGUUUCAUAAAUGCUGGACAAUAAAGUUUAUUUGAAUCUAUC